Molecule: messenger RNA, 2114 nt
Organism: Fopius arisanus
Lineage: Eukaryota; Metazoa; Arthropoda; Insecta; Hymenoptera; Braconidae
Product: sphingomyelin phosphodiesterase
Exons: 8
Coding region: 30-1964 (644 amino acids)
Biological process (GO): sphingomyelin catabolic process; ceramide biosynthetic process
Cellular component (GO): lysosome
Molecular function (GO): acid sphingomyelin phosphodiesterase activity
Source: RefSeq, a predicted model, not a curated record
ACAAUUAGUACUGUUUCGGGUGUCCGAGUAUGCGUGUUCACGGGAUUUUCGUCGUCUUGUCGACGAUUUAUGUGGGAUUUAGUAGUUGUGCUGUUAUUUCAGAUAUUGCAGCUGGGACAGACAUUUUGAAAGCAGAUCUCUUGGCAAAUGAAAUAAUCCACUCUGCAAAAUCAGGAGGUCAAUCUCUGAGUUUCACACGUGCGCUAGGCGAUUUAAUUUUGCCCACAGAAUGGCAGAGACAGGAUUUUGCGACUUUCGAGGGAAUCAAAGCGGGAGUCAUGUGUACAAUCUGCAAAGCAUUUUCAAAAGCUGUUCUAACUUUGAGACGAACUGGAACACCUGCAGACACAAUUCAACAUACAAUUGCUAAUGUCUGUACAUUAUUGAAUAUUCAAACGAAAAUUGUAUGCUAUGGACUUGUCAGACUCAAUACCCCAAUACUACUGCAUAUUAUCGAUAAUGACCCCACACUGAACCACAAUGACGUCUGUGGACUCAUCCUUCAGAAUCAGCAAUGCAAUCCUCCGCCUCCGAGAUAUAACUGGACGGUUGAAAUUGAUAAUAGCUCACCUUUGGUUUUUGACGUAGAGCCAUCAACAGAGAGCAUUAAAAUUCUUCAGAUAACUGAUAUACAUUACGAUCCUCUUUACGAGCCUGGUGGCAAUGCAAAUUGCGAUGAACCCACCUGUUGCAGGCGUGGACAGAAUAAAACUGGAGGCAAUGACAAAUCGGCUGGAUUUUGGGGAGAUUUUAAUAACUGCGAUGUUCCAUGGCACGCAGUGCUCGAUGCCCUAGAUGAAAUGAAGACUCGACAUGGCGAUGCGGAUUUGAUUUAUUUCACUGGUGAUAUUAUCGAUCACGGAGUUUGGGAGACGUCUCGUAGUGCGAACAGCCGAAGUCUCCACAAAAUUUUUAAAAAGAUGAAGGAGACUUUCCGAGAUCAUCCAAUCUAUCCAAUAUUUGGAAAUCACGAGCCGCAUCCGUUGAAUCAGUUCUCGCCUGAUGAUAUUGAUGAGGACAAUUUGUCCACUAAAUGGCUGUACGAAUUAUUAGCUGAUACUUGGAUCGAGGCUGGGUGGCUACCUGAAUCCACGAGAAAUACUAUUCUUCAGGGAGGAUUUUACACUGUCUCCCCGAAGAAGGGCUUCAGAAUUAUUGCUAUUAACAACAAUGUGGCAUACAUAUAUAAUUGGUGGAUGAUGUACAAACCGAAUGAUCUGAAUGGUCAGUUGAAAUGGUUGGCAGAAACAUUGCUCGAUGCUGAAAAAAAUGAGGAGAUCGUGCACAUCCUUGGGCACAUGCCAGGGGGUUCCCCGCACUUCCAACACACGUGGAGUCGAGAAUAUCGAAAGAUCGUUAACAGAUUCGCUCACAUUAUCGCUGCACAGUUCAAUGGACACACCCACAACGACGAGUUCAAUUUAUUUUAUCAUCCUGAUAAUAGAUCCAAAGUAAUUAAUGUCGCUUGGAAUGGUGGGAGUAUAACUCCGUACGCUAAUCUCAACCCUAAUUACAAGGUCUAUCAAGCAAAUGCCAAUACAUACGAAGUGGAAGAAGUAGAGACUUGGCUCUACAAUUUGACAGAAGCUAAUUUGACACCGAGUCAGCGACCGCGUUGGCAGAAAACUUAUUCAUUCAGGGAAGAAUAUGGUCUUGAUAAUUUAUCGAACGAGACUCUUCACGAUUUAAUUCUUGAUAUGACUCGGGGUAGAACGAGUCUGGACUCUUAUCACAAAAAUUUUUAUAAACAUGCUGAACCUGAAUUGGCGAAGGAAUGCGAUUGGGAAUGUCUGCAAGAUCACGUUUGCACAAUUGUCACUAGCAGCAGUGAUGACAAGAGUCAAUGCCAGUACUUUAGAAGUCAGAAUGAAAAACGUUCACCCUUGCCUAAUUUAGGAGAUCUCCCAUCCAUUCCAUCAAUCGCCAAGGACAAAAUUCUUGGGACGAAAAUCUUGAAGAAAUAAUACUUGGUAAACGUAGGGUAUCACUCCACCAUGCCCGAUUUAUUCCUAGUUUUUUUAGAACACAUCGUCUUUAAAGACGAAGGUUUACCUCUUUCUCCAUUAUUAUCCAUGAUUGUUCUUAGAAAUAAUAAAAUAUUCAGUAUUUAUAAA